Messenger RNA from Fusarium verticillioides 7600, 540 nucleotides. RefSeq lists its product as hypothetical. The coding region runs from base 1 to 540 and encodes 179 amino acids. The transcript has a single exon. The record is from RefSeq and is a predicted model, not a curated record. Lineage: Eukaryota; Fungi; Ascomycota; Sordariomycetes; Hypocreales; Nectriaceae.
AUGUCUUGCAACGAUUCAGACCCCGAGGACGGGUGUUUCGACCCCCAGCCUAGACGGUUUGUACCUGUCAUGGAGCUUCUAUUACGGCAUGGGGCCGACCUAACCGUCAAGAAUGAAUACGGCGACACAGCUCUGGAUCAUGCGGCGACAGUUGGGGACAAACCAAGGAUUGAAACGCUCCUCAAGGUCAUGAAACGAGAUGCACUUUCUUGGGCAGACUGGAAGCAAAGCCCGAUCCACUCGGCCCUUGGAGGCUACCGUCCGCACGUUGCAAUGAAAUGGCUGCUCUCUGAGCGGGUAGUUAAGGAAGUGCCGUUUUGGAAGAACGGUGGAAGAGUUCAAGUCCUUAAGGAGGCGGCCAAAGUGGUGAAGCCCUUUUGUCUUUUGGAUUUGAUAUUUCGUGAGGUGCCAAGCGAGCACACGAUUGCGGUUACCGGGUCUGAUAAAUGGGCCCGAUCCAGUGGGCGGCAUACAAAAGUCUUCCGUGUGUCUUGUCCAAGCUUAUCGAUGACUCUGGUCGUGUUGAAGACGUCGGUAUGA